UAAGCAACCCUUGUAACUAUCAUAGGCUGAACCGCAGCUCACAGAGCUUCUCCUCGAAACCUGUCUAAAUACACCAGGUACACAGAAAGACAUGCAUCAUUUACCAGUGUUUUGAUCAGUAAGUAUACUGUUUGGACAGAAGACUACACUAACUGCACUAAAACAUUAAAAAAGGGACUUCUCCACUGAAAAGGCCAAUGGGGCUCUUCGACAAGCUAGCAGGCUGGCUGGGCCUGAAGAAGAAGGAAGUGAACGUGCUGUGCUUGGGUCUGGAUAACAGCGGAAAAACCACCAUCAUUAAUCAGCUAAAACCAUCCAAUGCUCAGGCCCAAGACAUCGUCCCCACUAUUGGUUUUAACAUAGAAAAGUUCAAGACUUCAAGUUUAUCAUUUACAGUUUUUGACAUGUCUGGCCAGGGCAGAUACAGAAACCUAUGGGAACACUAUUACAAGGAGGGACAGGCUAUCAUAUUUGUCAUUGACAGCAGUGAUAAGUUGAGAAUGGUGGUGGCUAAAGAAGAGCUGGACACCCUCCUUAACCACCCUGAUAUUAAGCACAGGAGGAUCCCCAUUCUGUUUUUUGCUAAUAAGAUGGAUCUGAGGGAUGCAUUAUCCUCUGUGAAGGUCUCUCAGCUCCUCUGCCUGGAGAACAUCAAGGAUAAACCCUGGCACAUCUGUGCCAGUAAUGCUGUCCAGGGAGAGGGCCUGCAGGAGGGAGUUGACUGGCUGCAAGAUCAGAUCAGAACGAUGAGAACGUGAAACGCUCAUAACAGAACAGAGAGGAACCAUCACAUCUUGCUGAAGUGAUAGAAGCGAUGUCGCAGUGCAGAACGAACCACCCUCACAGAUGUCAAAUCAAGGCUGACCCCCGAGCUUUACCCAGUGGGCAUGACGGGCCGUCUGUUCAGCGCUACAGAAUGUGCUAGUGAGGGAUGUUGUUUGGCUUUGAUUAAGUUCCACCAGAUAUUUUUGUAUCUUCUUCGACAGGUUCUCUAUAAAAUAGGCAAAAAAUAA
Trichomycterus rosablanca is the source of this 1013-nucleotide messenger RNA. It is a transcript of the gene arl6, whose product is annotated as ADP-ribosylation factor-like 6. The record is from RefSeq and is a predicted model, not a curated record. Lineage: Eukaryota; Metazoa; Chordata; Actinopteri; Siluriformes; Trichomycteridae. Gene Ontology annotation, biological process: protein localization to cilium; vesicle-mediated transport; cilium assembly. Gene Ontology annotation, molecular function: GTP binding; GTPase activity. Bases 198 to 758 code for a protein of 186 amino acids. Gene Ontology annotation, cellular component: cytoplasm; axoneme. The transcript is spliced from 8 exons.